This is a messenger RNA of Cyanidioschyzon merolae strain 10D, 1926 nucleotides long. Its product is annotated as 26S proteasome regulatory subunit RPN3. NCBI's taxonomy places the organism in Eukaryota, Rhodophyta, Bangiophyceae, Cyanidiales, Cyanidiaceae. The coding region runs from base 1 to 1926 and encodes 641 amino acids. Gene Ontology annotation, cellular component: proteasome complex; proteasome regulatory particle, lid subcomplex. The record is from RefSeq and is a predicted model, not a curated record. Gene Ontology annotation, molecular function: enzyme regulator activity; protein binding. Gene Ontology annotation, biological process: regulation of protein catabolic process; ubiquitin-dependent protein catabolic process. The transcript has a single exon.
AUGAACGUUUUCGAGGAGGAAAUUGCGAGAGCGGUGGCUCUUACCGAACGGGCAGUGCUGACGCGGGAGCCGCGCCUCAUCGCCCGUGUCCUGCGCUCGCUGGGGAAGCUAAGACGGUGCUGGAACGGAAGACUCUUUGAGCAUCGUACCAAGAAACUUGAGGCCCUUGUUGCAUCUGAAAUCAUUGCGGUUGAUCUCUUUCCAGAGGACGCCGAGGCGCUGAAAGAGGAGCAAAGAAAGAAGCAGCGGGCACGUCAAACGUCCAGUACCGGCGCUGAGCAGACCGGCACCGACUCGACGAAGACGGGUCAGAAAACAGGAACGCCCGACGAAGCAUCAGAGACACCAGUCGAAGAGACUAACGGUAAAUCCGAACGAGAGCUUGGCGCUGUUCAGCGUUUCGAGUACGCGGUGAAGGACCCGGUGCUCGCUGCACAGCACGCGCAUGCCGCACUUCGCCGGCUACUGGAGCGGUUGGAGCAAGGCGACCCGAGCGCACACAACGCAGUCUUGCUCGAAGAUGUAGAUGCGGCACUAGAACCGCUCUUGUCACGUAACCAACGCGCCGCCGCUGCGGCGAAGGGCCUUGGCGUGGUGCAGCCUUUGGCUGCUACGCGGUCCGAGGCUAGUAUGAUCUUGUCGAACGGGGUUUCGACGGAUUCGCAGCCAAACGAAACAGCUGCUGCUGGACUAACGAAGCAAAAUGCAAACGCUCGCCAAAUGUCUGGAGUAUCGUGGCAUGCGCUUCAACCGGAGAGCCUCGUGCUUUUGCAUCUGCUUGUCGUCUACUACCUGCUCGACGCACAUGGUGACCAUAAGCUGCAGCUCCGUGCCGUGGACUGCGCGGAUCGCCUGAUUUCGCUCUUGGAUCGAAGUCCUCGGCGACAUACCAUGGACGAAAUCGCAGCACGCUGCUACUAUGCUUUUACGCUGGCCUACGAAUGCGUUGGACGUCUUUCGGAAUGCCAACCGCGCUUGCUGAAGGCUUAUCGCACUGCUUGCGUUCGUCGCGAUCACGCUGGUCAAGCCGUGCUCUUGAAUCAGCUGCUUCGCUCCUAUGUUCUGGAACGGCGCUACGCGCAAGCGGAUCAAUUGUACAAUCGCGCUCCAUUUCCCGACAUUCGGAGCAACAGUCAGCUGGCUCGCUAUUUCUACUACAUCGGACGAGUGAAAGCUAUACAACUGGAUUACACAGAGGCAUUUCGUUGCUUGAAUAACGCGCUGCGCAAAGCGCCUCAGCACAUGGCGACUGCGUUCCGGAUAACGAUUCUGCGAUUGCUGGUACUGGUCCAGUUGCUCAUGGGCGAAAUUCCAGAGCUCCAAGUAUUUCUUGGAGAGCGCUACGCUCCUGAUGCUGCUGUAUUUCGGCGAGCCAUGUACCCUUACUUGCAGAUUGCAAACGCAGUACGUCGCGGUGAUCUCCAACGUUUUCAGCAAGUACUUGAGGAGAAUGCCACCUGCUAUGAACAGGACGGCAAUGGCUAUCUCGUUCGGCGACUUCGCCACAAUGUCAUCAAGACUGGACUUGCUCGCAUCGUGGCUGCCUACGCCCGCAUUCCUCUGAAGGAAGUUCAGGAGAUUCUGGGCCUGGAUGAUAGCUCCAGCACCGAGAAUGUGGUGGCGAAGGCCAUUCGUGAUCGGGUCAUUCGGGCAAAUAUUGAUCGGGAUCAACAGUGUCUCGUGUCGGCGAGCCAAACUGACCAGUACCAAGGUCGCGAGCCGGCACGUAUGUUCCAUGAACGGAUUCAGUUUUGUAUGGACCUCCAUGAAGAGGUACUUCGCGCGAUGCGCUUCCCAGACGACAAAAGAAACGAAGCCAACCUCGAGAUCUUGCGCGAGAUGCAACGCGAUGAGGCCAAGAUCGAGCAGGCGCUCGCUGAAGGAGCAGAACCCGGCGACGAGGACGAUACCGAUGAUAUCCUCUAA